This is a messenger RNA of Acanthoscelides obtectus, 435 nucleotides long. NCBI's taxonomy places the organism in Eukaryota, Metazoa, Arthropoda, Insecta, Coleoptera, Chrysomelidae. The record is from the annotation of a GenBank genome assembly.
AUGGUUAAUUUGCAAUUACAAGGCGACAGUUUAAAUUUGAUUAAAACAAAGUCCAUCUUAUCAGCGUUUCUUGCCAGAGUUAAACUAAUGAAGCACAAUAUUGGACGGGGCGAAUUUUCUCAGUUCCCCAAUUUGUCACAGACAAGCUGCCAGGAAGAGGACGUUUCAACUUACGUUCAUCAUUUAAAUGCCCUCUAUUCAGAUUUUGGAUCUAGGUUUGAGGAUAUUUUUACUAUGGUAAUACCACCGUGGAUAAUUAAUCCAUAUGGUAACAUAGAAGAAACGAAUGUCAUAAUACAGGAGGAACUGACUGAACCAAGUACAAACGAAGAACUACUUAAGGUUCAGCUUAAAAACGGAUAUCAGCAAUUCUGGCUGCAAAACAACAUACCCGUUACUUAUCCCGUAUUAUGGAAUAUAGCGAGAAAAUUUUAA